Molecule: messenger RNA, 912 nt
Organism: Rotaria sp. Silwood2
Lineage: Eukaryota; Metazoa; Rotifera; Eurotatoria; Philodinida; Philodinidae
Source: the annotation of a GenBank genome assembly
AUGUUGGUAGUCAAGCAUCCCGCUUAUUUUAAUGAUGAUAGAAUUUAUCAUAAUAGACAGGAAACCGUUAAACUAUAUGAUGAAGCCGUUUAUCCUCAAAAUAAUAAUAUGCAAAAUUAUGAUCUUCGUUUGAUUAUAGUUCGACAUGCCGAACGUAUUGAUGUAGACCUUGGUGAGAACUGGUAUGAUCAAAUAUUUGGUGGUGUUUCAUCAGCAUCACCGCAAAAUUAUCGACAUCCAUUAUUACCAAGUCGAUUGCCACAUCGUUCAAAUACUUUACUUUAUGUAUUUGAUCCACCAAUAACACGAAUAGGUGAACAAAAGUCCUUUUAUAAAGGACAACAAUUAUCUAGAGCUGGUGCUUCUGUUGAUUACUGUUAUUCAUCACCUGCUUGUCGUAGUGUAAUUACAGCAAAUGCUAUUUUACAUGGUAUGAAUCGAAGUAAUGUACCUAUUCGUCUUGAAACAUAUCUAUUUGAACCACUCGCUUGGAAUAAACCAUUCCAAGAACUUAAUAUGAUACCACCAUUUAUGUCAACUGGUGAAUGGAAAAAAGCAGGUUAUAAUGUAGAUCGACGUUAUCAAUCAAUUAAUCGUGCUAUAAAUCUAUAUGAAACUGAAGAAGAUUUUUGGUUAAGAAGUAAAGAAUUUUUUGAUAAAAUUCAACAACGUCAUGGUCAUACGACACGAAAAUUUGGCUUUGGACGUGGAUCUAACCGACGUUCGAAUAUACUUAUUGUUGGCCAUGCAGCAUCACCACUAAUUUUUCCUAGUAUUGCUUUCGAGGAACCAUUCGAUCCUUAUUUAUUCGGACAACAAUGUGGUCAAAUACCAUAUUUGCAUACAGUUGUUCUUGAGCGUAAUGCAAAAACUCAUAUAUGGAAAGCGCGACCUAUUAAAUCUUUUGCUUAA